Raphanus sativus (radish) is the source of this 1283-nucleotide messenger RNA. RefSeq names its product rho GTPase-activating protein 7. Lineage: Eukaryota; Viridiplantae; Streptophyta; Magnoliopsida; Brassicales; Brassicaceae. The record is from RefSeq and is a predicted model, not a curated record. The coding region runs from base 121 to 801 and encodes 226 amino acids. The transcript has 6 exons.
CUUAAAGCGACAGGUAGGCCAAAAAUAAGGAGAGUGGUGUGGGAAGUGAAGUGUGAGCCCAACCACCUCCACCUCAUAGCUGGAAAACUUUACUAGUCUUUCUUCUUCUCCGACCAAAAGAUGCUUUGUCUCAAAUCUGAAGCCCUCCAUGACGAUCAGACGUUAGCUGCUACCUCUUCUUCUUCCUCUCCCAGCAUCGAUCGUACCUCCGCUAAUGCCACUCUUCGUAUUCCCAUCAACUGGGGAAGCUCGAUCCGGAGGUAUUUGAAAAAGACUGGUACUUUCUCCAGAAGAUCUUACUCCUCUGGAGAUGGCUCUCUUUAUUUCCCUGAUCUAGAUGAAAGCAAGAUUCUUGAUCAAAAUAGUGGUAGAUUUGAAGGAAAAAGCAGAGUUUGGUACAAAUGUGAGCUUGAACAAGACAUUAAGAAGCUGCAGCAGCAGUUACAAGAGGAGAUCAACUUACGCUUAGCUCUAACUAGUGCUGUUGAGCACUCUAGUUCUCCCUUCAUGGAAUCACCUUGUCAACUUCCUGAUAAGGCACAGGAGCUUUUGGACAGCUUAGCAGUACUAGAAAUCACAGUGUCAAAGCUUGAACAAGAAUCAGUUUCCUUGAGAUAUUUACUAAGGCAAGAGAAGAACGAGCGGCGUCUUACUGAGAUUCUACAAAAGAACAAGUCUCAUUAUUCUUCUGCACCCUCUAAGCUCACUAAUGCACAAAGUUUCCCAAACAAGUUGGUGACAAGAAAAAGAGAGACUAAACAAGUGGUUUCUGUUGAUGAUGAAUCUUUACAAAUAAAAUGAAGAAGCAAAGAAAGAUGAUGUCAUCUUAGCCAUAGCCAGAUUGCUUGAUCUAUAUAGUCUGUGAGCGAAACAUUUUGGAAAAGUCAAAAGAGCCUUGUUAAGUUUCUUCAUCACCCUGGUGCUAGAAUUGCCUUUCAGACUCAACAAACUGGUCCCGUAGCAUCAUCUCUACAUCGAAAUCUUUGAAAGAAUACAGAGCUCUUGUACUGUAUCUCUGUUCUAUAUUUGCUUAGAAAAUCUGGCCAUGUCCGAGAAGUCAAACGUAGAGUAAGGUUAUGCCCUGCAGGAGCAGCAGCAAUGAGAAGCUCAAUUCUGUAUUAAAACAUACAAUGCAUUGUUGUUAUCACUUGGCAAAUCAAUUGAUCAUUUAUUCUUUUUUUUUUUGGCUUUCUACUUUUUUAGUCUUCUUGCUGUUUCUGCCUGUUUCUUUGACUUGGACAACGAGUGAUGAGAAUCUUCAUCAGAUCACAAGUAAAGCUGCC